GAGUGCAGCCACUGGAGGAGCAGAACCGCGAGGGGCGUACUGGCAGUAGUCCUCCAGAGAACCUUCACAACUACUUUAAAAAAACCUUUCAUUUUUAUUUUGCUACGAGGGGGCGGAUUUAUACCGUCGCCAUCACCAACGCGUUGGCUGACUUUGUUGACAAGUUUUGGCUAGCGAUGUCUGGAUCGUAUUGCAAAAGUUUGUACCCUUUCAGUGCGGAGCAGCACCAGCAGGGGCUGAGCUUCGAUGCCGGGGAGAUUAUCAAGGUGGUGCAGUCUCUGCCUGGAGGCUGGUGGGAAGGAGAAAAAGAUGGAUCCAGAGGAUGGUUCCCCUCAAGUUAUGUACAGGUGCUGGAGAGAACAGCAUCGCUGAGUCAGCUUUCUGUGGAGGACCUAAGAGAUCCUCUGCCUCCUCAUUGGAAAUGCUACAUGUCUCCACAAGGCCGCCACUACUAUGUCAAUACCACAAGCAAUGAAACAACAUGGGAGAGACCCUCCAGUGCACCCGGGACUCCGAAAUCCUCCUUGCGACACAAGAGCAGCCUCCAAGCAGUGAAUGGAUUGAAUGGUGGGAGUCCCUCGCAUCUUUUGGAUCAUCCUCACAACAGGAAAAGCAGCGUAGAGCCACAGUGCCCUGGAUCCACAUCUCCCACCAGGAAACAGAACAAGGAAACCACAGUGACGAUUAAUUGUGUGACUUUUCCUCUGCCGGCCUCCAUGCCAGAACAGCAGCUGCUUAAACCAAACGAAUGGAGUUACUGUGACUACUUUUGGACCGAUAAGAAGGACCCCCAGUGCAAUGGCUACAUCACCGGCUUCGAAGUCUUACUACAGAAGCAAUUCAAAGGGAAACAGAUGCAGAAAGAAAUGGCCGACUUUAUCCGAGAGAGGAUAAAAAUAGAGGAGGAAUACGCCAAGAAUCUUUCCAAGCUUUCCCAGAUCCCUCUAGCGAGCCAGGAAGAAGGGACUCUCGGGGAUGCUUGGGCCCAGUUGAAGAAGAGUCUUGCUGAUGAAGCGGAAGUUCACUUGAAGUUCUCCUCCAAACUCCAGAGUGAAGUGGAAAAGCCUUUGCUGAGCUUCAGGGAGAACUUUAAGAAGGAGAUGAAAAGACUCGACCAUCAUGUCGCAGACUUACGCAAGCAGCUGGUUGGUCGCUACGCUUUGGUGGAAAAGGCCCGUAAAGCUCUGGCUGACAGGCAGAAGGAGUUGGAGCUGAAAACUCAGCAGCUGGAAAUCAAACUCAGUAACAAGAUAGAGGAAGACAUCAAGAAAGCUCGAAGGAAAUCCACACAAGCAGGAGAUGAUCUAAUGCGCUGUGUGGAUCUGUACAACCAGUCCCAGUCCAAAUGGUUUGAGGAGAUGGUUACCACCAGUUUGGAGUUAGAGCGACUAGAGGUGGAGCGGGUGGAGAUGAUCCGGCAGCACCUGUGUCAGUACACCACCUUACGGCACGAGACAGACAUGUUCAAUCAAAGCACGAUGGAGCCGGUGGACCAGCGACUGCAUUGCGUGGACCCGACCAAGGACAGAGCGCUGUGGGUGCAAGCGAAUAAGACCGGGGACAUCCGGCCUGUGGACAUAGAGAUAUAAACUAUACAGGACGGGCAUUCAGACCUUGCACACCGACUUGAAGACAGCAGACAUGGAUCUGUGUGUGAUGUAUGAGUCCAACAGCAGCAGCGAUCCACUCAUGACUGAAGUGUUGGUGUGAUCGUUCGACAAUGUGAACAUCACUUGGACACUGGGACAUUUGACUCGUCUAUGUGGAGCCGCCCAAUGUCAUGCUGCAGUGUACAUCUGCUUUUGCUCUCUGUGGACGUUCUCUGCUCAUGGGACUUCAGACACAAAACCAUUUUAACAAAUGCUGCUCAGCAAAAUGCAUCAUUAUGAAAAAGUGUUGUACUACUGUGUACUGGCAUAUUUCACUGUACAGGUACACAUGUGGCUAUGACUGCAGUAACUAACCAUAAAAGUGUUGAAAGCA
Molecule: messenger RNA, 1983 nt
Organism: Doryrhamphus excisus (bluestripe pipefish)
Lineage: Eukaryota; Metazoa; Chordata; Actinopteri; Syngnathiformes; Syngnathidae
Gene: gas7b
Product: growth arrest-specific 7b
Biological process (GO): clathrin coat assembly; neuron projection morphogenesis; clathrin-dependent endocytosis
Cellular component (GO): clathrin-coated pit; cytoplasm; clathrin-coated vesicle
Molecular function (GO): protein binding
Source: RefSeq, a predicted model, not a curated record